Lonchura striata (white-rumped munia) is the source of this 1519-nucleotide messenger RNA. RefSeq names its product protein tyrosine phosphatase non-receptor type 7 (gene PTPN7). Gene Ontology annotation, molecular function: protein kinase binding; protein tyrosine phosphatase activity. The record is from RefSeq and is a predicted model, not a curated record. Gene Ontology annotation, biological process: signal transduction; protein dephosphorylation. NCBI's taxonomy places the organism in Eukaryota, Metazoa, Chordata, Aves, Passeriformes, Estrildidae. Gene Ontology annotation, cellular component: cytosol; cell junction; plasma membrane.
AUGGUCCAAGCCUGCUUGGUGUGCUCCAGAGUUCAUAGGGGCAGCCUGGCAGCCCGGGCAGCUGCAGCGGACAUGGACAAGCAGGACAAGCCCAGUCCCUCUGCCAAGAAGCACGUGCGGCUCCAGGAGAGGAGGGGCUCCAACGUGUCACUGGUGCUGGAUAUGAGCUCCCUAGGGAACGUGGAGCCCAUCCAGCCUGUCUGCACGCCACGGGACAUCACACUGCAGUUUCUGAGGACGUCCAGCCACGUGCUGAGGAAGCAGGAGCUGCAGCAGCAUGCCCAGAGCCUGGCACAGCUCCAGGAAGAGUUUUCGAAAAUCCCACCCAACUUUGUGAGUCCGGAGGAGCUGGAAAUCCCUGGACGUGCUUUCAAGGACAGAUACAAAACCAUUCUCCCCAAUCCUGAGAGCCGGGUCUGCCUCAGGAGGGCUGGCAGCCAGGAGGAAGACAGCUACAUAAAUGCCAACUACAUCACAGGCUACGCGGGGCGGCCCCGGGAGUACAUCGCCACGCAGGGACCCCUGCUGAGCACCGUGAGCGACUUCUGGCAGAUGGUGUGGCAGGAGGAGGCUCCUCUCAUCGUCAUGAUCACCGAGCUCCCGGAGCGCAAGGAGAAAUGUGUCCACUACUGGCCCGAGAAGGAGGGCACCUAUGGCCCCUUCACCAUCCAGGUGCAGGGGGUGAGUGAGUCUGUGGAGUACGUGGUGCGGGACCUCUCCAUCCAGCUUGGGAAGGAAAGCCGCAAGGUCAAACACAUCCUCUUCCCUUCCUGGCCGGACCAGCAGACACCCGAGUCAGCCAAGCCCCUGCUGCGCCUGCUGUCCAAGGUGGAGGAGGCUCUGCAGACUGCAGCCAGCCCAGGGCCCAUCGUGGUGCACUGCAGCGCGGGCAUCGGCCGCACCGGCUGCUUCAUCGCCACCAGGAUCGGGUGCCAGCAGCUGCAGGACAAGGGGGAGGUGGAUAUCCUUGGAAUCGUGUGCCAUCUGCGCAUAGACAGAGGUGGGAUGAUCCAGACGAGCGAGCAGUACCAGUUCCUCCAUCACACGCUAGCUCUCUUCGCUUCCCAGCUGCCGGAGGGGGCAGGCUGCUAGUGCAGGGCUCCCACCGGCCUUGUGGCUGCCUGCUCUGACCUCCCCUGCACCAGCCUCGGGGAUACCUUCAUCAAAACCUCUCCUGAUGCUGCCAGGCCACAGAGCAGCAGCGUGGACAUCCCUCGGGAUGAGUACAGCUGAGCCAACCCACGGCCACUGUGGCUUUGGACGCUGGGGAUGAGCAAGGUGAGGUGCUGCACUGGGUGCUCGAGGUGGCCACUGCUGCUGGCUCCAGGCAGAUUUCACCCAUAGAGAGCAGCUCUGGCUUUUGAGAGGUGCAAGAUCCUGAACCAGAAGAGCAAGAUGUGCAGAGGAUCUGCAGCUGGCAGAUGCUGGAAGCUUGGUUUCCCUUUCAGCUGCAGACAAAUGUCCACCCUGUUAGACACAGCACUGGUGGAACUACCCUGAAAUAAAUGGAGUCUCUGUC